UAUUGUUGUAUUAUUGUUCCGUAUUAGGGAAUGUCGAGUUGUUUAUUAGAUUAGGUCUACACACAGGAAAAGUUCACUUUAUGCACAUCUCUAUAUGGGAACAUAAAGGUGGACUAACACAAUGCAGUUCCAAGAUCAGAAUGUCGUAUUGUGUCUACAGCAGCGUGAACGUGGUGGGGGAUACCAAUCUGUUUUGCAACCAAGGCUAGAUCUACUAGCUGAAGAACAUAUGGCUAGCUGCUCAGAGUUUAACAAUCAAGGAUGCACUAUCCCAGGCUACCCCAAAACGACAUUUUUGAUGGCUUUCAGCCCUGAUGGAACUAAGAUGGCAUCUACACAUGGUGACCACAAUGUUCACGUGACUGAUCUAAGAACAGGACAAUGCACUAAAUCAUUAAUGGGCCAUCCCCGAACACCAUGGUGCUUAGCAUUUCAUCCUUCCUCAAAUGAGAUUUUAGCAUCUGGAUGCCUAAGUGGUGUGGUCAAAGUGUGGGACCUGCAUGGUGGCAGUGAAACCUGGGAGUCAGACUAUGGUACAGCUAUUGCUUCACUGGCAUUCCACCCCACUGACCAUGUGCUUGUCAUUGCUACUUUUAAUGAAUUGUUUUUCUGGAACUGGACUGAACCAAGACCUUUUGCCAGUUGUAAGACAGCCACUGAAAGAGAGAAAAUUAGGUUUGUCAAGUUUGACCCACUUGGCCAUUUUCUGUUUACUGGCAUAUCGAAUCCUCCUAGUGUACAGACAGGUGACUACUCUAGUGAUAGGGAAGCUCCACACAGAUAUGCCGGGCAAAGCUGGAGUGAGUCUGAGCAGAGCAGAACAAUAGCCAGUCGCAGGACCAUUACUCCUGAACUGCUGCAGCAUUACCGUAACUUUGCUGAUCGCUACAGAGAGUGGAGAGAUCAGAUCUAUGGACAAACAUCCCAGCCCGCUCCCAGUAUUAGAGCCGAUCCAGAUGAAAUGCGGCAUUCGCCGACACAGGAGGAUGCCUUGCAAGACGCGCGCGAGUAUGCCUCCUAUGUGAGUCAUGAGAGCCAGCGGCGGACGCGCGUUCAUGAGAGCAUCCUGGAGGGUCUGCGCAACCGCAUGCGCUAUGCACGACUACGCUACAUACCUAGACACCAGCAGGCAAGGUACCUGGACAUGCGGGAACGUCAACCUGAGAGUGAGAGCACAGGAACAGAGGAGCAGAUCAGCACGAUUCCGUCACAGGGGCAAAAUAGUGUACCAGACGCACAGGGGCAAGCUAGUGAACCAGUAUUACAUGAGCCGACCGAUGCAUCGGCGUCAGAGGGGCAGGUUGGUGUGCCGGUGGUACAGAGGCAGGUGGGAAUAUCGGCGCCCCUCGGCCGAUCCUCUGCUGAGGUGGCACCACCACAUAGAACCAGUGAGUUAGAAAACCUGCUGAGAGCUUCGGACGAGGACAUGCAGCAGGAAAUGGCAUCUCAGAGCAGGGUGAGGUUUGCUGAGAUCCUGAGGCAGCACGUUCAGAACCCUGAGGAAGAUGCUGGACCAGGUCAGCUGCAGCCAGGUGGCAGCACAAGUCGCUUGCAACCUGAGCCUACAAACAGUGAGACAACUGUCGGUCGCAUGUGGCUAUCGCAACUCACAGCAGAAACACAGAGAUCUGGCUCACAGCGCUCUGGUUCUCUUGCGAGGGCAGUAGCUGAGUAUCGGCAAUCGGAGAGCCACCUGCGGCUGCUUGUCUCCUCUGUGAUUCGCUCGUGGGCGGUGCAGGAUGUGUUGUCACGGCUACAAGCACAAGACAGACAGGGUCACGGGCUGUUGGAGUCUAGAAGGACACAGAGCGACGAUUAUAGUCAGGCGUCGACCAGCUCAGGGCACGUGGCAGGAAAUGUGCACACAAUGUGCAACCAGUGUGGCGGCAGACUAGACGAUGAGCCAGGAUCGUCACGGGAGUCGACAGUCUACAUGGAUUCUGUUGCAAGCAGUAGUUCGCAGAGUGUCAGUAGCCUGCUGACACCCGGUAUGCAAAGCACAGAGCAGAGUGUGUCUGGGGCACAAGGCUGCCACAGUGCUGGUCAUCCAAGAGGUGCUAAGAGAUCACACUGUAAUGCGUUUAGUAAAGACGCAUCGACAGCAGGUCCGUCGCAGCAAGAAGGUGCUAAAAAGUUUCACAUCGCAGCCCCGGAUGGCAGCGCCACCGUCUCCGCAUCUCGUGACAUGGCGGCGGUGUCGGACACCUCUACGCUUUCAGCAGACGAACCCGAAUCCUCCCCGUCUAGUUCCCGACCACAGCUAGCCGUGUCGGAUGCACCUGCAUUGUCACAGAGUUCGACCACGGACAGGAUGAUCCAAGCAGCUGAGCCGUCGUCGUCGUCGCAAGAUAACGGUCAGCAAGAUGUGACGGUGACUAGUGCCUGCUCUGUUGGCAUGCAUAGUCUAUCAACCUUGAGCCCUGCACCCUCAGACCAGCGACAGACUGGUCUCAGGGUGUCGGUACCCUCCCGAUAUUACAGCCCGCCGCAGCUGGCAAGCACGCGUGACCCCUCUAGGCAGAUCGUCAACGAUGCAGAUGUAAGUCUGCAGAACAUGGAGUCAUUUCCCAGCUGUCUACUGGAAGCUCUUGCUAGACUGCAGAGGGCACUUGAGAGACAUUCGCAUUGUCUGUCUUUCUACCGUAACGAGGCAGGCGCACAUCUGCGAGAGCGCAUCGCCGUGAUACUGGAGCGCGUGCAGAACCUGUACAACCGCAACAUCGACAACAUCCCUGUGCGAGAGAUCCCAGCGCGCGUAAUCGAAAGUAUAGAGGAAAGGCAUGAACGCCUCUGUGGUCGGCUUGAGGAGAUGACACGGCGGCUGACCUCCCCACCGAAUAGCGCUGCAUCUAGUGGUUAUCUGGCAACCGUGCUGGAGGAGGCAGCGCGGCCAGCAGCUGUUGCAGAUGUGGAAGAAGUGGAGGAGGAUGAAGAAGAUGAAGCUGCAGGCACUAGUGCGAGGCAACUGGCACUGUUGUCUGAGCUUAGAGAGGUUCGUCAGCAGUUGUCUGCUUGCUUGGAUAGACUGAUGAGAACUGAAGAGGAGUCUAGACAGGUGCAGAGGUAUCAGGCAGGGAUCCAGCGUAGAGACGAGCCAAGGCUUCUCGGAUAUCCCGGUCACAUGGGGCGCAGUGUGUACCUUCAGCCUGUGCCAGGUCGCACAGUCAGCCAAGCCGAGCCGUCGGGCAGCAAUCGAGAGGAUGCGCUUCAGAGUGCCAUCAACCGUGCGAUCGCAGGUGCCUUUGCCGUACAGGGUGAGCCAGUCAUGGCAAAUCGCUUCACAAAUCUUACACACCGAAUUCAGAGGUGGGAUUUCAGACAGUAUAGGAUUCCAGAUAUCAGUGAUGCUAACAGUAACCUGCUGGUGGGACACUGUCGCAUUCACAAUGAUGCCAACUGUGACAUUUCUGCUGAUGGUCGGCUGAUGGCCUGCUUCAUACCGAACACGGGUGUUUUCCCGAAUGACACGAUUCUGGCCGUCUACUCUCUUGAUAAAGAAACACUUGGUCAGUGCUUGUAUACACACGGAUUUGGUCCCAAUGCAAUCUCGGUAUGCAUUUCUCCUUGCAACCAGUUUGUGUUGGUGGGGCUAGCUGCACGUCGGUUUGCUUAUUCCCCAUACCAGAGCCAGUCCAAGCAGCUGAUGGCACAGAUAUUCCGGCUGGACAAAACCUGUGAUGAGGUCGGCAUGGGAGCUUGUAUGACACACAUGAAUGACAUCGUUCAUCCACUGGAUCGGCCGUCAGAGCAUGUAAGUGCUAAUUCAGCACGCUGGCUUCCGGGAGCAGGAGAAGGCCUUGUUUAUGGCACCAAUAAAGGCCACCUUCACAUGUGCCGAUUAGGUUCGUUUCUGAAACGUGAGGAGGCGGAGGCGGAGGAGGAGGAGGGUCGGAGUGAGGAGAGCAGGCCGCGGGGCAGUGGCGCGCAGGGCGGCCGUGUCGCGCGCCCCGCGAGCGUCGGCACACGCCGUCCCUUCGCCAGUCUACGCGACUCGAGUCGAGAGGAGCUGCUGCGCAUGCUGAGACGCGCCUGGCAGCGCAGCCAGACCGCGUUCACGCAGACGCAAUCUCGCAGCACGCAGACCACCAGCACACAGACCGACGAAGAGACAGACACGUAGAGAUGUCGCUCCUCAGACUCGAUGGAUGAGCCACACACAUGGAGACUUCACGCCUCAGGGUCGAUUUUCGAUGUCAGGUCGCGCGAAAUUCCUGACUAGCGAAAUACAUGAUAUAGGAUGCGUAUGCGCAUGCGUGCCGACCCGACCAAUCACAUCUCGUCUGCACUGUCAUAGCACACACCCCGCACACACAUACCACAUACCACACGCAUGUGUAGUAGUACUAGUACUACUGUAUGCCUAUGUGAUCAUUAGUACUACUUCAUUCCUUGCAUUAUUAAUAAGAUCUGAAUUGACACACUUAAGCAAUCAAUAAGAAUAUCAACUACAACCUCUACCUAUCAACUCUAAACUCUAACUAAUAUAAACAUUACAAAUUUUAUACAAACCUUCAAUUGACAGUUUGUGUUCGUCCAAGUGUACACAAUUUAUCGUAACACAAAGACGAGCUGUGAUUGGUCGGGUCGGCACGCAUGCACAUAGGCAUCCUAUAUCAUGUAUUUUUGCACACGUCAGGAAUUUCGCGUGACACCGGAGAGUCUGAUGCAUUGAGAUGUCUCAUCUCGGGGACGGCAAAACAAGUGUAGCCACCAUCUUGUUUCACCACCGGUGAGACAGAUGAGUAGUGUGCCCCUCUGCCUACAAAACAGAUACGUCUUUGUCUUGGUACUGAGCUGUAUGUGUAUGUGAUCAUUGAAAUGAUAUGUUAACCUGACAUGUUGAUUCGAUCAGACGUCAUACGGUCUUUUAGUCACAACUGCUACCGGUCCCUGUGCUUGUGGCUUGAACACUUGGUGCCAAACUUGGUGUAGCAUGUUUUUCGUUUCAAUCGUCGUCACAUUGUGAAAGAAAUCAUGAUAACAAAUAUUGUGUUUGAUAAGAAGUAAUUAUCUAGGCCACAAGUUAUGGUUGGUUGUAUUCGAAGGCAAACGGAAAAAUUAAUAGAUCAUUUACAGGCCCUAUCGGCUCUAAUUUUUUGUAUGCCAUUUCCCAGCUAGGUGUGAAUGGCAAUCAUGCAGAGCCUAGUAUGAAUCUCAUCCUUUGAGAAAUUUGCCUACCUCCGUUGUAUGUCUGGCCAAAGCAUUGGUGUUAGUGGCAAGUGGCGUCGGGAAAAAUUUCCUUUCAUGAUUGAAUUUGAAUGCUUUAAAUAUUAUUGUUUAUUUACCACAUUGUUUAUAUUCUAUAAUAACGUGAGGGUAAAAAUAUGUUAUGCUGUUAUAUAUAAUAUUCUAUAUUAGGAUGAGAAACAUGUAACUGUAUAGAAGAAUGUUGUGAAAGGUACAUACUACUUGCAUAACCAAUUUGGCUUCCUCCAGAUGAUUAUAGCAUUUUUGUUAUUUGGGUACAUCUAUACUGUACAGAUGCCUAUGGCCCGGUAAGUUGAAACGAUCAACAGUUUUCGUGUGAGAAUACCUCUAUGUAGUUCCGUAAGAAAUUGUACAAUUCGCUGAGGAUCAAACCCUGAUUGCAAAAAAAGUGGAAGGCUCUAGUUUUUGCAACAGCAGGAUAUGAAAUAUGGGCAGUAUUUUGUUGAUUGGGCACGUAUGACUAACGGUGGUACUGUUCUAGUCAGCAGUCAAUAAGAAUAUUACUGAAUGUAAGGAAUCAUUUAUCAUUGAGUAGGUCGUGGUCGUUAUAUGGCUGCUCUACAUGCUUGUGUUGUUCUGCAUUCUGCAGCAGCAUUACGAGUGGUAGUUGCUAUAUAGUGUGAUGGCUGCUGUUGCUUGUCUGCUGUGAACGAAAUCCAAUCGUAUCAGUACAAGGAACGCAAUUGCCGGUUAUAGAGUGGAGUGGGUAUAUAGUUUGACGGCCGAGCAGAAUCGUAAUGUAUAUUGGCCCUUUGCUAGAGGCUAUUCCUAACGCGCAGUAGGUACUUAUUUUCAAGGCAGUCGUGCCUUAGAUUAUAUAUAUAUAUACGUAG
Messenger RNA from Priapulus caudatus, 6041 nucleotides. RefSeq names its product activating molecule in BECN1-regulated autophagy protein 1-like. Gene Ontology annotation, biological process: autophagy. Gene Ontology annotation, molecular function: protein binding. The record is from RefSeq and is a predicted model, not a curated record. The coding region runs from base 122 to 4120 and encodes 1332 amino acids. NCBI's taxonomy places the organism in Eukaryota, Metazoa, Priapulida, Priapulimorpha, Priapulimorphida, Priapulidae. Gene Ontology annotation, cellular component: intracellular membrane-bounded organelle. The transcript has 18 exons.